This is a messenger RNA of Cuscuta europaea, 2763 nucleotides long. Lineage: Eukaryota; Viridiplantae; Streptophyta; Magnoliopsida; Solanales; Convolvulaceae. The record is from the annotation of a GenBank genome assembly.
UAUGAAUAUGAAAUACAAUAUACUUAUUUUAUGUGGAUUAAUAAAAUUUUGUAUUAAAUUGGCAAAGAAAAAAAUUAAUUCAGUUAUAAUUGAAUUAGUUCAAGAUAAAGAUAAGUAAAAAAUCACAAAUAAUUAGAUAUAACUCACACAUAAUUACAUGUAACUCGCGCAUAAAAGUAUGUAACUCGUGUAUAACAAGAUGUAACUCACACAUAACAAGAUGUAACUCACACAUAAUUACAUGUAACUCUCGCAUAAAAGUAUGUAACUCGUGUAUAGCAAGAUGUAACUCACACAUAACAAGAUGUAACUCACACAUAAUAACUUGUAACUGGAGUAUAAGAUGAUGUAACUUCGUAUAUUAUCAAAUGUAACUCCAAGCUAGAAGCAAAAUAAACAAACUCAAUAUCUUAAAAACUUCUAAAACGUAUAAAAGUGAUAAAAAAAGUAUAUUAUAUAAAAAGUGUAUGCAUAUAAAAAUAUAUUACAAAAAAUGUAUGAAUGUAAAAAAUUAAAAUUACAUAGGCAAUAUUGGUCUUGUUGAGGUUUAUUCCCUUCAACCCGCAGGCCCAACACGUACUUGGGGUUUCGAGUGGGUGGAAAGCAAAUGAACUUACUAAAACAACGGGGAUGGAUUAAAUGACUGUUUCUUUGAAUAGAGUGAUUACAAGCCGAAGGGCCGAACGUACUGAAAAUAAGCUACGUACUGUUGACGCUAUUACAACUCUAGAGUAACGAUGUGCGAACCCCUUACAAUGAAAUAAAUGCGGCUAUUUAUAGUACACCCUGGUGGUUGGGGGGCUGACGUGGCCGGCUGUGGGCGACAUGAUUCCAACCACCAAAUCUUCAGCAUUAAAUGCGCUUCCCGCCAAGAUUUUGGUUUCCCGCCAUAAUGCGGGGGACGUCCGUCCCCUAAACUGAACUCAAUUCUUAGAUGGCGGCCUGGGCCUUUGAAUAUAACCCACCAGACAUUCAUCCCCGGGCCCUUGGGCCUCGAGGCCUGGCUAUGAUGGGCUACGUGCGUCCCCUGGCUCUUGGAUCCUGGGGCCUGGCUAUGCUGGGCUAUGCGCGUCCCCUGGCUCUUGGACCCUGGGACCUGGCUAUGCUGGGCUACGUGCGUCCCCUGGCUCUUGGAUCAUGGGGCCUGGCUAUGCUGGGCUACGUGCGUCUCCUGGCUCUUGGACCCUGGGGCCUGGCUAUGCUGGGCUACGUGCGUCUCCUGGCUCUUGGACCCUGGGGCCUGGCUAUGCUGGGCUACGUACGUCCCCUGGCUUUGGUGGGCCACGUACGUCCUUUGGCCCUUGGGCUCCAGGUGGUUUAUGGGCCGGUCUUGGAAGGCCAUUAACCCAACAGGUCUCAUUUGAAAGAUUAUGAAAAAUAAAAAAAUUUGGUAUAAAUUUUAUAAAAAUCGGAUCAAAAAUAAAAAAAUUAUUAACAAUUUUAAGAAAAAUAGAAAUAAAAAAUAACAAAGGUGCAUGGUGCUGUACCACCGUAUAAGCACUGGUGUAGGAUGAGUUGGAAUUGAAGUUCACAGCCUUAUCGUCUUGAGAUGGUGUAGUACAGACAAUGUUGGAGGAUAGACCAAAGACAGUGACAAAAAGACAAACGCAGUGUGAACAUGUACAAAGACGUACAUGAAGAUCAAAACAGCAAGUCCUACAAAGACGUAAGGAUUUGGUCAAAUUUCCUUAAAGGAAUUAGGAAAUAGCAGGAGUGGAUGAUCAAUUUUUACUUAUAUAUAUAUGUAUACGAUUAUGAAUUGGUGAAGAUCAAAACAGCAAGUCCUACAUAGCUACUAUACCUCCACGCACGUUCGUAGUCCACCAGCAAGCUACCGGCGCUCGCCAAAAAGAAACCAAAUGGGAAAAGGGAAAGCUAAAAUAGAGAUGAAGAAGAUAGAGUCUUCGCAGGCAAGGAAUAAUUGUUUCAGCAAGCGCCGUAAAGGGCUGUUCAAAAAAUCCGAGGAGCUCUGCCAUCUAUUUCCCGGAAGCCAGGUCGUGGUCGCCGUUCUUUCGCCAGCUGCGAAAGCCUACAUCACAGGAGAUCCGAGCGCCGUCUUCCCACUCCUCCCCCAAGGCGAAGAAGGUCAAGGCAGUGUCUCUCCUCUUGGCUCUAACUCUCAUCAUGAGAUCAAUGGUUGGGUGAAUGACCCUAGCCGGGAAGAGGAGGAGGAGGAAGAAGUCGAAGCUAUCAAUGAGGUUUUUUAUUUCGAGCACUGGAAAGAAGAUGAAGACGAUGUAGAAGCCGCACUCGCCAAGAACCUCUUCGGUUAUUACCCCUAUUAGCGGCGGGACAUUGGUUUUAGGAAAAAUUUCCAGAGUAAAAAUGUUUCUAAAUUUAUAAAUUGAAUUGUCAUAUCUUUAUCUUCUAAAUACGAGUAUUUUUGUCAAGUUUAGCAUUAUCAGACAUUAAACAUUGCAAUUUCUGUCAAGUUUUUUUCAAAUUUAGUAAAAAUUACUUCUAUUUAAAGAAUAAAAACAUUAAGAUUCUAUUUUAAAAAUUUUAACAUGUUUUUACUUGUUAGGAAUUUAUAUUGUUUUUACCCGAAUAAACCCCGUUAGUACGUACUUCUUUAGUACAGUACGUAGUACAUAUGUACGCCUGCCCUUUCAUUUCGUGUACCUUACGUUCCAUUUAGGCUCUCCAAAUAAUUGAAUAUGUUUUUUGUUAAGCUCUCCAAAUAGUUUGACUUUAACAUUUGUCAACACAGAAUUUUGACUGUAAUUAUAUUUAAUUAUGUAAUUCUAUUUACGUCCUUUAAAA